AGUGACGCCCCCUGCUGCGCGCGGUGACUUUUGCUGGGCGAGCGACUUUAGCUGGGCGAGCGACUUUAGCGGCGAUGGAGAACGGAGCGGUGUACAGUCCCACCACCGAGGCGGCCCCGGGCGCGGGCCGGGGUGCGCGCAGCGGCCUGGCCGCCUACUUCUUCCUGGGCCGGCUCCCGUGGCCUCGGCGCAUUCUCAAAGGCUUGCAGCUGCUGCUGUCUUUGCUGGCCUUUAUCUGUGAAGAGGUCGUGUCCGAGUGCACGUUGUGUGGAGGCUUGUACUUCUUUGAGUUUGUGAGCUGCAGCGCCUUUCUCCUGAGCCUCGUCCUGCUGACCGUGUACUGCACACCAGUGCAUGACAGAGUGGAUGCUGGGAAAGUCAAGUCGUCGGAUUUCUGUAUCACCCUGGGAACAGGGUGUGUGUUUCUCUUGGCAUCUAUCAUUUUUGUUUCUACCCACGCUGGGACCUCAGCUGAAAUCGCUGCAAUCGUGUUCGGGUUUAUGGCGAGUCUGGUGUUCCUAAUUGACUUUGUCGUCAUGCUGCAUGAGAGACGGCAGGAGAGCCAGCUGAGGAAACCUGAGAACAACGCCAGGGCUGAAGCCCUCACUGAGCCACUGAAUGCUUAAAGCUGGAGCACGUAUUGCGGACCAGAAGAGAGCAUCUUCCAUGUGACCAGUGUCAUGUGUGCUCCUCUUUUGGAGAGAAGGGAAGGACAGGAGGGCAGCUUCUCAGUGCUGGACUGAGUGGCAGCCCCUCCAGUUAGCUCAGAGGGUUUUUAAUAACGGUUGGAACUCGUUUCAAAUGGAGGAGGUUUGUUAUUUGUUUAUUUUUAAAGACAGGACUGUUGCCUUUGAAUUGCAUGUCUGUCAUUUGCUACAGGUCAGCCCUCACCAGGCCUGGCUUCCAGACCGUGUGUUCUCCGUCCUUUCAGGAACUCUUGCAUUUUAAAAUCAUUCACUUUGCUGUUAGUUUUUGAUAGUUAAGUUCUGUUCUGAUGUUGGAGAUUUAAUUUGUAUUUAAGUUGUUGGUAUGGGCGUUUUUCCUUAAUAUAUGAUCCUUGUAUUUACUGUAUCUUGUUCAACCGUAUGUUAUGUGCUAACCUUUCAAGGCAGUUAUUCUGAAUUCUUUCUGAUCCAUGCAUUGCCUAACAGAAAAUGCGUGGGCUGCUGGUGUUUUAUGUGUACAAAAGCAACAGUAUCAAAGCCUUGUGCUUUUUAGAUUGCACUCUGGUUGUUGAAAUUAAGUUUAAAAGAAAAAAAAAGAUUGUUAUGGAAUGCAGAAAAACUGAAGAAAUUGAUACUACAUCUAGAGACCAAAGAUAGAGUAGACUCUUUGUCCUGUACAGUGGAUGUAACUGUACAGAUAGGCUGGACCACUGGGGAGAGAUGUGAAGGGUCAUGCUGUGCACACACGGAAACAAUUGAUGCCUGCUGUGUGCACACGGAAACAAACAGUUGAUGGUGUCUGUGUUGUGUGCACACGGAAACAGUUGAUGGUGUCUGUGUUGUGUGCACACGGAAACAGUUGACGGUGUCUGUGCUAUGUGCACACGGAAACAGUUGAUGGUGUCUGUGUUGUGUGCACACGGAAACAGUUGACCAUGUCUGUGCUGUGUGCACACGGAAACAGUUGACCGUGUCUGUGCUGUGUGCACACGGAAACAGUUGACCGUGUCUGUGUUGUGUGCACACAGAAACAGUUGACCAUGUCUGUGCUGUGUGACAUGGAAACAGUUGACGGUGUCUGUGCUGUGUGCACAUGGAAACAGCUGAUGGUGUUCAUUCUGUGAGCUGGACACUGGGUCCCCUCCUGGCAGAUGGUCAUUUCUUCUCAAGUGAGCAUCGCUCUGUAGGCUUCUCUUAGAGUCCUGGGCUGGGUUUGCUCACUAACCCGAAAUGCCUUUCCUGACUUUCUAGAUGGUCCCUGUGCUGCGUCACCAUCCGCCAAGGGAGCCGCCACUCUUGCUCUUUUCCUUUUUCACUCAGAUUCACUGUCAACCCUCUCCAGGCCGUCCAGACUCUGUGCCCUUCUUAUCACCAAAAGUCCGAGGUAGGAACCCCUGCUGGUGAAUACUGUUGGUGAUGCUGGAAGCCACAGGCUGCUCCUGACACUUUGGAAGGGUUGCUUGUUGCUGUAGGGGUACCUUAGAGCCACUGGGGCACCUUUGUGCCCAAAGGGGAUCUUUCUUAUCUUCCUUCUGGGGUUUGACUGAGACUCAAGUAUGUCAAGGCCUUCUGUGCCCUGGUGGAGGUUUCCCAGGCUGGCGUUUCUCCCUGAAGACGUGUGAUUAUGUUCCCAGGGAUUUACUGUAAAGUUUCCCUCCUUUUUGGUUUCCUAUCUGCCACUGUGUGUGUUCGAUGAUUUUGGUUACAAGCGUACAGCAGUUGUAGUUCUCAGACGGGGAUGAAUCUGGGCACACAGCUUCUACUCUUUCUUACUCACUGCCUGAUCUGCUGGCAUCAUACCUUCUUGAUCAUGAAACCAAUCAUGGAUGUUGGCCUGCCAUCUAAGAGAAGGGGGGGAGGUAGGUUCUUGAAACCAAGAAUAAAAUAAUUCUAAAGGAACCAGUUUAUAGCAGACAGUUUUUAGAAUUUCACAUCAGGCUAUGCUGUAGUCACUGGAAAUACUGUCCAGACCUAUGGAGAACUAACAGCAAAUCAAGGCAAUGUUAGUGUUACAAACCGUUAGUCAGCUGUCUGCUACUCUAACAAAAUACCUGAGACAGUCAACUUAAAAAGAAGAAGCGUUAGGGCUGGAGAGAUGGCUCCGAGGAGGAGGUUACGAGUGCUUCUUACUUCUCUGCAGAGGACCUGAGUUCUCUCCAGCGUGCACAUGAGUGCCUGCCAGGGGAUCCAGUGUCUUUGGUCUCUGGCACCCAGACAUGCAUGGCAUACAUUCACACAUACAUACAUAAAUUAAAGUAAAUAUUAAAAGUUAAAAAAAAGAAAAAAGAGUUAUCUUGGUUUGUAGUUUUGUAGGCUUCAGCCCAUGGUCAGUCUGUUGUCUUAGAUGGCAGCGCAUCAUGGUGGGGGUCUGUGGUAGAGCAUCCAGGAAGCAAGGAAAGAGUGAGUGUGUCUUGAGAUCCCGUGUUCUCUUUGGAGGGUAUGCCCCCAAUGACCCAGGAACUCACACUAGGCCCCGCCUCUAAAGGUUUCUGACACCUCUCGACAGUGCCAUCCUGGAGAACUGGCCUCUGAUAUUCAGGGCCUGGGGACAACUCACCUCAUCAGUGCCCCUCUCUGCCCGUGUUUGGCUUCUUCAGGAGAGACAGACACUCUGGCCUGGCUCCACACAUGCAGCAACUUAGCAUCCGUGGGUUCGUGGGUUUGCUCUGUGCCGCGGCUGAGGGCUUCCUCAGCUACUUCUUUCUUUCUUUCUUUCUUUCUUUCUUUCUUUCUUUCUUUCUUUCUUUCUUUCUUUCUUUCUUUCUCUCUCUCUCUCUCUUUCUUUUCUUUCUCUCUCUCUCUCUCUCUUUCUCUCUCUCUCUCUCUCUCUCUCUCUCUUUCUUUCGUGUUCUCCCUGCAUGUCUGCCUGCAGGCCAGAAGAGGGCACCAGAUCUCAUUACAGAUGGUUGUGAGCCACCAUGUGGUUGCUGGGAAUUGAACUCAAGACCUUUGGAAGAGCAGGCAGUGCUCUUAACCUCUGAGCCAUCUCUCCAGCCCCCCCUUUCUUUCCUUUUAAGAUAAUUUGUCACAGCCUGGUCUACAAGAGCUAGUUCCAGGACAGGCUCCAAAACCACAGAGAAACCCUGUCUCGAAAAACCAAAAAAAAAAAAAAAAAGAUAAUUUGUCACUUGUAUCUGUUGUCAUUCUUGGAACUUUCUCUUUUGGGGGACCUGUGCUUGGCUUCUGCCUUCCCUGGGGGGAGAUGGGGUUAAAGACUGUGGCACUAAUAAGCUCAAGAGCUGGGACCAGAGGUCGCCGGGCAGAAAAGACGCCUUCAUUUACAGCUGUGGAAAAUUUGAUUUGCUGUAUUUUAUACAAAUUGUUUGGAAUGGUUUUUAAGACUUAGAAGGGAAAUAUACUACAGCACAAGACUUUUAUAAUUACUAUACUUAAAUUAUGCUUUAUGUGGGGACCGGGAAAUGUAUUUUUACAUUGCUUAUAUCCAAUCACUUUUGUAUUUGUUGAUUUAAGCCUGUGGGUCUUUUUUUUUAAUCACUAUUAAUACCAACUUUUAUAAUCUUUUAAAAUAAAUCCUCUUAAUUUCA
This is a messenger RNA of Alexandromys fortis (reed vole), 4210 nucleotides long. RefSeq names its product CKLF like MARVEL transmembrane domain containing 6 (gene Cmtm6). The transcript is spliced from 4 exons. The record is from RefSeq and is a predicted model, not a curated record. Bases 75 to 626 code for a protein of 183 amino acids. Gene Ontology annotation, cellular component: membrane. Lineage: Eukaryota; Metazoa; Chordata; Mammalia; Rodentia; Cricetidae.